Messenger RNA from Orycteropus afer afer, 2430 nucleotides. The record is from RefSeq and is a predicted model, not a curated record. Lineage: Eukaryota; Metazoa; Chordata; Mammalia; Tubulidentata; Orycteropodidae.
AUGGACCAAAGAGAAAUACUGCAGAAGUUCCUGCAUGAGGCCCAAGAUAAGAAAAUUAAGAAAGAGGAGUUUGCCAAUGAAUUUCUGAAGCUGAAAAGGCAAUCUACCAAGUACAAGACAGACAAAACCUAUCCUACAACUGUGGCUGAGAGGCCCAAGAAUAUCAAGAAAAACAGAUAUAAAGAUAUCUUGCCCUAUGAUCAUAGCCGGGUAGAGCUGUCCCUGAUAACCUCUGAUGAGGAUUCCAGUUACAUCAAUGCCAACUUCAUUAAGGGAGUUUAUGGACCCAAAGCUUAUAUUGCUACCCAGGGUCCUUUGCCUACAACUCUACUGGACUUCUGGAGGAUGAUUUGGGAAUGCAAUGUCCUUAUCAUUGUGAUGGCAUGCAUGGAGUUUGAAAUGGGAAAGAAAAAGUGUGAACGCUACUGGGCUGAGCCAGGAAAGGAGGAACUGCAAGUUGGCCCUUUCUCCAUAUCCUGUGAAGCUGAUAAAAGAAAGUCUGAUUACAUAAUCAGGACUCUAAAAGCCAAGUUCAAUAAUGAAACACGAAUAAUCUACCAGUUUCAUUAUAAGAAUUGGCCAGAUCAUGAUGUGCCUUCAUCUGCAGACCCUAUUCUUGAGCUCAUCUGGGAUGUGCGUUGUUACCAGGAAGAUGACAGUGUCCCCAUAUGCAUUCACUGCAGUGCUGGGUGUGGAAGAACUGGUGUUAUUUGUGCUAUUGAUUAUAUAUGGAUGUUGCUAAAAGAUGGGAUAAUUCCCGAGAACUUCAAUAUUUUUAGUUUGAUCCAGGAAAUGCGAACACAGAGGCCUUCAUUGGUUCAAACUCAGGAACAGUAUGAGCUGGUCUACAGUGCUGUAGUAGAGCUAUUUAAAAGACAGAUGGAUAUUUUCAGAGAUACACACUCUGGAGCAAAGAGUCAAGCAAAGCAUUCAGUUCCGGAGCAAAAUUCCACUCUAGAAGUAGAUCCUUACUCUCUUAGCUUACCAAAAAGCUCCAUAAAAGAAGCUACGACAGUGAACCAACAGAACAAACAAAGGACAAAGGUGGAAAAAACAGAGGCGUCUUCCUUUGACUUUAGGACUUCUGAAAUAAGUGAAAGAGAAGAACUUGUUUUGCACCCUGCUAAACAGAGCACUUCUUUUGACUUUUUGGAGUUAAACUGUGGUUGUAACAAAAAUGUCGACAGAGCCAUGAAAUGGGAGCCAAAGUCAUUUUCAGUGGCCGGGGAGCCUCUUCAAAAGCAUCAAAGUUUGGACUUGAGCUCCAUUUUGUUUGGGGCGUGUCCUAAUUCAGAACCUAGAAAUACAGCAGGAAGACAUUUCAACCCAAAACAGCCAAUAAUACGGACCAAAUCAACUCCCUUUGAAUUGAUACAGCAUAGAGAAACAAAGGAGUUGGACAGCGAGGAAAAUUUUUCUUUUUUGGAAUCUCAACCACACGAUUCUUGUAUUACGGAGUUGCAGGCUCCAAAACUGACACGUGUGUCUUCAGAAGAACUGAAUUAUUCACUGCACUAUGACCCCAAGCACCAAAUAUGUAAUGCCUCUAAUGUAAAACGGCAUGACCCUAGUGAUUUUAGUGUGUAUCCUCACAUGUCUUUAGUAGAAGAUUCUUAUUUUUCACCAUCGCCUCCAGGUAGUUUUGGUUCUAAGAUGUCUCUUGAUUUACCUGAGAAGCAGGAUGGAGCUGUUUCCCCUUGUUCUCUGUUGCCAACAUCCUCUACAACCUUCUUCUCUUACUCAGAUUCACAUGAUUCUUUAGCACGCAAUCCAAUGACUUUUCCCCCACCGCUGAGCCAAGAGACAGUAGUAGUGGCAACCUCUCCAAAGAUAGAUGAUGAAAUUCCCCCUCCCCUGCCUGAACGGACACCUGAAUCUUUUAUUGUGGUCGAGGAAGCUGGAGAAUUCUCACCUAGUGCUCCCAAGCCCUUAUCUUCAGUUGUGAAGGUAAAAAUGGGAACAUCACUGGAAUGGAGUGGAGCAUCAGAAUCAAAGGAAUUUGACGACUCUGUGAGACUUAGACCAAGCAAGAGUGUAAAACUUCGUAGUUCCACCUCAGAUUCACAUCAAGAUCGUUCUUCCCCACCACCUCCACUCCCAGAAAGAACCCUAGAGUCCUUCUUGCUUGCUGAUGAAGAAUGUAUGCAGGUUCAAUCUGUAGAAAGUUAUUCUACCAAAUGUCCUGACACCAUGGAAAAUGCAACUUCUUCAAAACAGAUAUUUAAGACUCCUGGAAAGAGUUUCACAAGGAGUAAGAGUUUGAAGAUUUUACGAAAUAUGAAAAAAAGUCUCUGUAAUUCUUCCCCACCAAGCAAACCUGCAGAAUCUGUUCAGUCAAAUAACUCCAGCUCCUUUCUGAAUUUUGGUUUUGCAAAUCGUUUUUCAAAACCCAAAGGACCAAGGAACCCACCACCAACUUGGAAUAUUUAA